GGCCAGCGGACUUCCUCCAGAGUGACCUCCAAUGAAAUGAAACAGGUUGGGAAUUGUUGGGGCGGUUUCUUGGAGGCUUGACACUACUUUAUUUCUGGAGUGAUCCUUAAAAAUACAUCUCGAAACAGAGAGCUAUGCAUCUAGAAAUCAUUUUCAACAGGCAAUUUUUCUGCAAAGUAAAGUGUCUUCGAAGAUGACAGAAAGACGAUGUAACUUUGGCUUGUAUUAAAAUUGUGAACUUCUACGAGUACAGUAAACGCUGGGAUUUCCAAAUUCCGUCUACUUCUGGCAGAAUAGUGAUGGAUCAGUUUCGAGCCAGGCUUCUCUCUGUCUCAAAUGGAAUAACAAACGACGAACUGGGUCAGUUAAAGUUUGUUUGUAAACAGCAUAUUCCUGUCGGUGUUUUGGAGAAGAUUGCCCGCCCGCUUGAAUUGUUCGAUGAGCUGGAAAACAGGAACCUAUUGAGUGAAGGAAAUACGGAGCUUUUGGCAGAACUGUUAUCCGAGAUAAAUCGUUUUGAUCUCAAAGAUGAAUUACUCUGUGUUAAAGGUUAGUAAGCUAGAUUUCACCUUUCUAAUUGUAGCCUAUUUGUUGAACAGUCAUCAAAUUUGUGGGAAGUACAGCUGCCAUUUGUAAUUACGUUGAAAAUUACAAAGUAACGAUUUACAGAAAUUUCGUGUAUUAGUACACUGCGCCUUCAUGUAGUUGGAUUCUCGCAGCCCAAUUUGCUAACCACGUUUAGUAUGAUUAUAAUUCGCUAUUAAGCCUUUUGAUCCAUACUUUAAGAGGGCAAAAAUCACGAUAUUCUUUUCACUUUGCUGACCUGUUGUUAGAUUGAAUAAAUGGAGAAACAGGUUGAGUAUUCGGCCGAGAAGAAAAGUUGUACGGUAUCUAUCAUGAUUGGUUUUCCAGACUGAGACAAGAAAGAGGCUAUGCUACAAAUGCAUGGUUUUUUUUUUUCAUUUUAUGAAUACAAUGGGUACUGAAAAAAAAUGCAUAAACUAAAAUAAACUUAUCGAAACAUUCAAACAUCUCUGAUUUGUGCAUACAUAAGAAACUCAAAUUGAGUAAAAUGGGGUUUAAAUUUUGACUUUUUUGUUUAAUAUGCAAAGCACAGUUUUAUAUAUCAUAUACACUAACUGACUAGCAAGGGGGCUGUCCAGGCUUCCAAUUGAAGUCAACAGUUUCAUACCUGCAAAGCUAUGGCUGAUAGCAAUAGCAUUGGAGAGAGACAUUUUUUUGUCUUGUCGUGAGGAUGGGACAAAGAAAAAAUUCUGAGUCCCCAUGAGGAAUUGCACUUCAGACCUUUGGUAGCAUUUGCUCUGUUCCCCUGUGUUUCAAACGUUUUCGCUUCAUUUAUUGUCUAUCAGCCCUGAAUAACUCGUCUAAAUGGAUAACUAUGAUGUCUCAGUUAAUAAUAGUAAUAGGACCGAGUGGAGUCUAAUUUGGUCUGUAAUCAUACAAGUGAUUAACAAAAUCGGACAACUGCGAAGCAGGAGGCUGAAUUAUCAAUCACGAGUAUAAUUAAAGACAGAAUUGGAUGACAUGAAGUCCUUUAACUAAUUAAUCAUGACUGUUACAAUUUCCAACAACAACAAAUACAUUUAGAACAAACACAUAUAGUAGAGACAAUGUCUAAAAAUUCCUCAACUUUUGAAAUUCCACAACUUUUUUAGGAUAAGUGGUUGUUGCUAUCAUUAUUGUGAUCAAUUCUGUGAUUGGUGGAUUUGACUGAAAGGACUAAGUAUGAUUAGCUGCUUCAACUGUCCAAUUACAGUCAACUGUCUAAUUACACAGUCUGAUUACAACUCUACAAAAUGAUUAAUGAAAAAUAAAGCAGCUAGUCUGCACCAUUCACCUUUGAGGAAAUUGUAUUGGUAAUGAUUAUAUUCAGAUUUGUUCUUUUAAUUAGUUAUGUUUUGUAAUUUUUUAUUUUUUUUUAGUGAAGAACAGAUCAGGCGAUGCAGUUUUACAUCAUAUGCAAGAAUCCCUAUGGGAUCAUUAUCAAAAAAGCAUUGGUUGGAUUCAGCCAAUCUCCUGGAAUGACUCAUUCCAGAUUCACAUAGACCACAUUUACACCAAUUUGGAAAUCAUAUCAUUGGUGUCACAGGGUAGAAGGUGUAUUCAAAAUCCCUUGGAUUCUUACCCCAUGAUGUUUUGUAGUCGUCCUGGAUGUUCUAAACCAAGACGAAUACUGGUGGAAGGUGAAGCAGGUGUGGGAAAGAGCACAUUUCUGUGUAAGAUUGCUCAUGAUUGGUCUAGGUGUGAUGACAAGGUACUGCCGUUCACAGUUGUAAUUCUCAUUGAGCUGAAGCAAAUAAAGGGAAGUUUCAAGGAUGCUAUCAUCCAGCAGUUGUUUCCUUCUGAUUUUCCCAUUCCAGUGUCUCAAUUGCUUAGUUACCUUGCUUCCCAUCAGAGAGAAGUCCUUUUUCUUCUAGAUGGUUUUGAUGAAGCAAACUUGUCAUGCCUGACUCACCUCCAAGACAUUCUGAGGGGAAGAAUUUUUCGAAAUUCCUGUGUUGUUCUCACAUCAAGGCCAGGUAAAACCACACAUAUCCAACGAAUGAUGGACACACGACUGGUUAUUACAGGAUUCACCACUGAAAACAUUAGAAGCUAUGUGCUAAAAUAUUUUCAAGAUGAUGCUAGUACUGCUGAGCUGUUAUUGUCUGAACUGGAAACACACCCAGUCAUUGAGGACAUUGCAAAGGUUCCCUUGACAGCCAUGCUGAUAUGCGCUCUGUGGGAGGAUGCCCCAGACACUGCCUUUGAAGCUCUGUCUACACUUACAACUCUUUUUACAGAGCUAAUUUUACUCAUGGUAAAACGAUACUUUGCCAAGAAUGCUGCAGGUGGUGAGGCUAAAGAUGGGGUGUUCACUGACUUGGAAGAUAUCCCCAAGGAUCUUUAUAAUGACCUGCUAGUUCUAGGAGAGAUUUCUUUGAAUGCUUUACUUGAAGACAAUCUCCUGUUUGAUGUGCAAGCAUUGGAGAAGAAGUUAUCUAACAAAACUGUCUUUGAACUUGGUUUGUUGUCACAGGAGACAAGCACUUCCAGACUGAAGCCAGUGCAGAAGUGCUGCUUUGUUCACAAGUCUUUCCAAGAGUAUAUGGCAGGAUUGUGGCUAAGUCGUGAAAUUAAUUGCACUGCAAAUGAUCCAUUAAGAUUGAAGAAAGUCCUUUCUCUAACCUUGAAAUGUGUUACAAAAGUCUCUGACUCUCUUCUACUAAAUUUUGUUUCUGGGCUUGUUGGGGACAACUUUGAGAUUGUGUUUGUACCCUUGCUUGAAAAUCUCAAAGAAACCGUCAACACUUCUGACUCUUGUGAAGCAAAUGACUUCCUUGAAUUGUUUGUUCUUGCUCUGUUUGAGUCCCACCAGGGCCACCUUGCCAGUAAAUUGGGGGCAACUCUUCUUGAUGGAAUCUUGAAGUUAUCUGGUCGUGAUAUCAGUCCUUAUGGUGUGCGAGCUAUGACAUAUUUCAUGCAAAACAACCCUGACCUCAAGUCAUUUGUUCUAGAACACAGUCAGCUAGAAAAGCAGACUGCUGCCUUUUUUGCAAAUUCUCUUUCACAAAUGCCUUCUCUGAGAGAAUUGUGCUUCAAUCAGAAUAUCGUAGGGGAUGGUGUGGUAGAAGCCUUCAGCAGGAAGUUGUCCCCCAACCUUCCUUUGGAGAGGUUUGUGUUCAGUGGAAAUGCAUCUAGGCGAGAUAUUGGCGAUGACUUUGCAUUAAUUAUGAAGUCCUGUCCAAACCUGCGCCAUCUUGAUUUGAGCUACAGUGGACUUGGAGAUGAAGACAUGAAAGAUGUCAUUGAUGCCCUGAAGUUUGUCCCUAAUUUGAAAUCUCUGGAUCUGAGUGGCUGUAAGUUAACCCAGAUCAGUGUGGCAUACUUGUCAAAGAAGUUGUCUUGUACUGCCACCCUGACCAGUUUAAGCCUUGAAAACAACAUCGACCUUGGAGCUGAGGGUGUAAAGGCACUGACAGGUGGACUGCCCAAGGUCCCUCAUCUGGAAAAUCUAUCCCUUCAUGAUGUAAAUCGGAAGACAGAUGUUGCUAGUGAGACUUCUAGAAUCAUUUUUACAGUCCUUGGUGAAGCCUUUGCACACUGCCCAAAAUUGACAAGGUUGGAUCUUUCUGCAAACUUGCUACAUCAAGGAAAGUUUGUUGGAGACUGUGUUAGAAAGACCCCAAGGCUUGUCCAUUUAGACUUAUCUGGCAAUGCCUUUCAAGAUGAAGGUGCUGAAAGUUUGGCAAGUGCCCUUCCCUGUGUACCUGGCCUCUCAGAACUGCUUCUAGACAAAAAUCAGAUCACAUGCAAGGGACUUGUGACUCUUAGUGAGGGCUUCAAUUGUACACCUUAUCUAUGCAAACUAUCAUUGAAGUCUAAUUGCAUUUCGGAUGUUGGUGUUGCAGCAUUAGCGACUGUUGCUCCCUACAUUUGCCAAAUGAAAGAACUGUGUCUGGGAUACAACAACAUCACUGAAGCAGGUUUAAAUGCACUAUUUACCUCAUUUAAAUCUUUCUCGUCAUUGCAGUGCCUUGAUUUUAAGGGUAACCUGCUCAGUGAAGAAGGAAUUUCUGAACUUGGCACAAAGUUAUGUGAAUUGCCAAAACUGAGGCAUCUGUACCUUUGGAGUCCUGUGGCACAGCAUCCUUCAGAUCAACCUACAGAAACUACCAGGUCUUUGGAGUUCAGUCCUGCGACCAAAUUAUUUCCAGGUAACAAAUUUUCAUGUAGCAACUUUACUCCUUAAUUCCCAUGAGUGAUCAAGACAGAAUUUCUCCUUUCAAUUUCAGUACAAUAUCAAACAGAAUAAAAAAAAAUUAACUAGGGGAUAUGGUAAAUAAAACAAGACUGGUGGUUGCUAAAAUUUUCUGGGUUUGUUAGUGAUUAUUGCAUGAAUAUUAUCUACAGUUGAAUCCAAGCUUAUAAAAUUCACCAAUGCUAACAUUGAUCUAGUGAUAUUGAUUUCUCAUUUUAACUAUGGUCUACUGCACUGAGUAUAUCUCUUAAGCAUCAAGAUGAGUUCCCUAGUCCAUUAUUGUAUAAAUUUUCUUUUCAGUGUGCUCAGAUGAUUCACAUGUAUCAAGAUUCCAUUUUUUUAACGGAUUGGUUGAGUGAAUGUUCUUGUUCAUUCUCAAAAACUUUUGGCUGAAAGAGGAAGUUACACUGUGGUCUUGUAAAGAGCUACCAAGUAACUCAGGCCUAGCAAAAUAAAUCGUUGCUUGUUGCACGCUGUGAUAGCCUACUGAGUUUGAUACAGAGUGUUAUAAUUAUUUCCAUCAUGUUUCACCAAACAAACUGACUUGUACCAUCUGUUUUUUACACAACUAUUUAUUUAUCAAUACUUCAUAGGGUUAAUAUAAUUUAUUUUGUUUCUUUUGUGGAUUAUCAGGUCUCAAAUACCUGGAAAAAUGGAGACAGUCAGCUACAUUUGCUGAUGACAAAUACCUCAAAUGUUAUGUAGCCCUUAAGGAAGAAACAUUUAAGCUGCUUAUGACAAGUGCACAUUCACAUGCUUCACUGGAGGGAAUUUAGUAAGUACAGUCAAACCUGCAUUACUAGUGAGGGGUAUUGUAUUAAGCAGUCACUCUUUAUUAAGUGGUAGGUCUUCAAAGUCCUAAAGUUAUUGUAAUUUUUACCUCUAUUAUGCAGCCAUGGUUACCCUUUACUGAGUCCCGAGGGCCUGUUUGCAUUGUUUUCCACCUGUAUUGAAUAGUCACUUUUAGGGGAACCACUAAAAUUGAUCAAAGAAGAAUCUUUCAAGUUAAAUUUAAUCCAUAUUCCUUUCCUGAAAUCAAUGUUUGAAGUACUUUUAAGCAAGGGUUUGUACAUUAACCCUUUAAUUCCCAUGAGUGACCAAGAGAGAAUUUCUCCUUACAUUAUCAAUGCAGUAUCAAGCAUACAAGUGAUGAGAAUAAAGAGGAAAACUCAAUUAGGGAACUACAUGUUGAUCCAAUACCAAAUUCUCCAAAUCAACAUCAUAAGUACAUGUAUUUUAUGGUAGACGGUAAGGAGAAUUGCUAAUGAGAUCUUGGGAGUCAAAGGGUUGAGUGGAGUUUUCUAUCAGAGAACUAGAACCUGUAUUGAGCAGUCAUCCCACCAUUCUCCAUGGGUGACUGCUUGAUACAGGUUUGACUGCACUUCCAUUUUUGAUAUCCAAACAAAGAUUCAGGUUUCAAAUGAGAUUUUAAUUUUCAUUUCUUUUCCAUUCCACCUCUUUCUAUUGCUAAAUGUUUUUAGGGAAGUUUGAUAAGUGUGUUAAGCUGCAAAAAUGCAGAAAGCCUUUCACUGCAAGUAUUUUUGAGGGGCAAGUUUGCAUGUGUAUAGAUUUCAAUUGAGUGCAAUAUUGAUUUAUUUUUAUUGUCAAAGAAUAUGGUCUAAUUUAUUUUCUUUCUGCACCCUAUUUCAGUCUCAGUCAGACAGCCAUUCCUAAGGGAACUGAUCCACAGAUUUAUCCCCGUCUUCGUCUGGUUGGACAGUACAGGAAGGAGUUAUGAUUGACAUGCAUCUCUAUAAACACUUAUAUUCACAAAUGUAAAUAAUUUCUUGGAACAGAUUGAAUUAUCUGUCAAAGAGGAAAUUUUGCCAUUUUGGUUCCCCCUUUAACGGUAAAGCCAGUUUCAACUGUAUGGUCCUUCAACCUAAAGUCCCUUUUAGUAACAAAAUAGUUCAAGAUCUAAUUUUAAUGAUUAAUGAAAGGUGCAACUUUCAUAAUUGCUCAGGAAAAAGAAAAAAGAAAAAAUCUUGGUCUCUUUAACUUUCACUGAUAGAAUUCUGUGAGCAAAUUUUUUUAGAAAAGUUUAUUAGCAUGAUCAAAGAAAGGUACUUUAGAUACAACUAGCUUUGAAGAAGCAUCUUUGGAUAACUCUACAACAGAAUUCUAAACUUCAAAACUAGGAAUAAUGUAUAUUAAGAGUGUACAUUGUGACGAAGGAAGAUAAUUUAAUUCUUAAAUUAUUGUAUGCACUUGGAAUGAGCAAACGUAAUUUUAGAUGCACUGUGAUUAAAGUGGAGCUCAGCC
Pocillopora meandrina is the source of this 7024-nucleotide messenger RNA. The record is from the annotation of a GenBank genome assembly. Lineage: Eukaryota; Metazoa; Cnidaria; Anthozoa; Scleractinia; Pocilloporidae.